AUGGCUAGAUACAACCGGGUCCUGCUGGGCCUGUGUCGAUCCAUGGAAUUGCGAUGCACACCUCUGGGGAAAGGACAACAAGCAAUGUCGGUCAAAGAGACUCACUUUAAGAGAGCGAAACAUGGGCAUCUCUUUCUUCUUGUCAGGGAUAUUAAACCUAGAGAAUUGCCGCCGUGGAACCUUAAGCUCUAUCCACCUUUUGAAUCUGCUGAUGUGGACCGGGAUCAUGGCGGUAUCAGGUGUCGUCGACCCGAAAAUGAACUCCUCCCCUGUCCUCCCACCUCCGUUGGUGGACGUUGUCCACGAUUCGAGUCCACCAUUUCCAAUCCACACACCCUUGACCUGCGUCGUGCCAGAUACAAGGCCCCUUCUUUUUCGCUCACCGGUCUUCCCGAACGGCAGACUCGUCCUCCAUUGACAUCCAUACUCGAGUCCGGGCCCGCCCCCUUCUCCGGCUAUAAAGCUGGCCAGCGAUCCCGUUGGAAGCCAGGUGUGCGCUUUUUCUGCUCCCCAGACACUGUCAAUAUUGAGUCCAACCUCGAGCCAGCGGUGGAAGAAGUCCUCAAGAACGUUGAAUCCCUGGAUGACCUCACCGACGAGGUUGUCUGGAAACUACGUGCAAUAAUUCCCGAAGCUUUCCCCGUCCAGAAAUUCCAUGUGACGCCCCUUGGUUACCAGAACUGGCUUCGGGGACGAGAGGAUAUUCGAGGAGUUGAGUAUGAUUCGAAAAAAAGCCGGAUCAUAGUCAACACACUCUCUGGGGUCCUGCAUUCGCAAGCCUGCGACGUCUUCACCGCAUGGCUUCGAGAAGUCAGCAAGGAGAUGGACCAGACAACUGGAUCAACGUACAAGUUGGUCAGAGAUAAGCGAUUCACCCUCUCUAGUCCCUACCGGGGUUCUGCCAAAGAGCCGGAUGACGGCCUCCAGCAGAAGUCGACGACUGCGCCAACGGCGGCGGCAUCGACCAACAAUUGGGGGUUGACGACCACCCAGAUCCUGAGCUUCUCCGAGGCACAGCUGGCUGAGCACAUCAUCGGGUGGGCUGAGGAGAAUGGGUCGCCUCUUGUGGGCAGAGUGCGCGUCCAGCUCUGGUUCUGUCUGCAGGGAUACCCGGAGCAGCGACAGGCCACCCAUAUCUGGGAAGCUGAGAUCUCCCACCGCGAGAUUUACAGCCAGACGUUUCACCAGAGGCCGGUCUUGGUGCUCCGAGACCUGAUGCCCGAGCUCGUCGGUGACAGGACGACGUUCGAAUUGCCCAUCGCAACUCUGGUUGCUGAGCUCCAAGGGGCCAUUGAGGAGUUGCAGCUGGAGAGGGCCACCGAAAUUGCGGAGGAGAGACAGAAUGCGUUGAGAGCGCAGCCAUCGAAGUAA
Molecule: messenger RNA, 1371 nt
Organism: Rasamsonia emersonii CBS 393.64
Lineage: Eukaryota; Fungi; Ascomycota; Eurotiomycetes; Eurotiales; Trichocomaceae
Exons: 4
Coding region: 1-1371 (456 amino acids)
Source: RefSeq, a predicted model, not a curated record